This is a messenger RNA of Babesia sp. Xinjiang, 693 nucleotides long. RefSeq lists its product as uncharacterized. Bases 1 to 693 code for a protein of 230 amino acids. The transcript has a single exon. NCBI's taxonomy places the organism in Eukaryota, Apicomplexa, Aconoidasida, Piroplasmida, Babesiidae. The record is from RefSeq and is a predicted model, not a curated record.
AUGAAAAAGGCCAGCGGAGUGAGAUAUGGUAUUUUGGGGACACCCGUUACCCAGAUGACCUUCCUACUGCUAGGAGCGUUGAUGAAAACGGUUAAAGCAGAGGAGCCCGAGAAAUCAGAAAGUGUCAAUCUAGGUCAAAAGCUUGGAAAUUUGUCGGCUGGAGAAAAAACCUUCGCUGUGCUUGGGGUAUUGUCCCUGAUUUGCCUUUUCGUUGCCAUGGUCACAUCCCUGUCAAAAGGUGGCGACUCUCGUAAUCCUCAUAUGCAUAAAAUCGCCGCUACAUACGUUUUCUCCUGUUUUGGUUACUUACUGUUGGUCGCAUUUAUUGUCUACGGUUGUUAUCUAUACCACUCUGACGGGAGCGUGUCGACGUGUCAGAAUGGCUGUCUGUGCUUUGGCAUCCUACUGUUCCUCAGCUGCCUUGUGUUGUUUGCCCUGAAGAUAUUUAAACAGACGCAAACGGCCGCAGAAACUGCAUUAAUUUCCGAUUAUGUAUUCAUCUUUCUCUCCGUCAUCUUUUUGAUUGCAUUCACCCUGGCUGCUUGCCGUCAGUGCUACUUCAAACUGCCAUUUGGUAUAUUGCAGAGGCUAUUCAUAGCAUUUGGUGUGGUUAUAUUGGUGUUUUUGAUACUGGUGUUUGUCAAAAUUUUCAGAAACUAUAACCUCCAAUGGAACUCUAUUAAAACUAGCUGA